UGUACAACACUGGAUUUGCGCGUUUGUUUACGAAUCAUUGUGUGAGGCGAAACGAAGUGUUUGCCGCCGAAAAACUAAUAAAAUAAUUCAUUGAAAUGGUGGAUAGACGUGUCCUGGUGAUCGACAACGGAUCCUACGAGUGCCGCGUGGGCUGGAGCGACUCCAGGGAACCAGACUUGCGUUUCCGCAAUGUGCUGACCAAGCCGCGCAAGGAUCGCAAGAAGGAGGCUUUGCAACAGGGCUCCUCCGAAGGCUCACAACCGGCAGCUGUAGAGGCACCUGCCGAAAUCCAGGUGGGCAACGACAUCACCAACAUCGAGGCGGUACGCGCCCAUCUGAAGAGCCCCUUCGAGCGGAACGUGAUAACCAACUGGAAUCAUCAGGAGCAGAUCUUCGACUACAUAUUCACAAAGAUGGGUUUUGAGGGGCAGGAUAAGAUCGAUCAUCCGAUUAUCCUUACAGAGGCCCUGGCCAAUCCGAACUUUUGCCGCCAGCAGAUGAGCGAACUGCUCUUCGAGUGUUACGGUAUCCCGUCUGUAUCCUAUGGAAUUGAUGCUCUGUACAGCUGGGAACACUAUCAGCAGAAGCGGCAGAAGAUAGCAGAUGCUCUGAUCAUUUCCUUUGGCUAUAGCACGACUCAUGUGAUUCCCGUGCUCGGAGGCAAGUUGCAGAUGGAGCACGUGCGUCGUCUGAAUGUAGGUGGCUAUCACAUCAUAACCUAUCUUUUCCGGCUCAUGCAAAUGAAGUAUCCCGUGCAUCUGAAUGCCAUUACCAUCAGUCGAAUGGAGAAACUGGUCCAUGAGCACUGUCACAUUGCCGUUGACUACAGGGAAGAGCUGGUUAAGUGGGCCCAGAUGGACUACUACGAAGAGCACAUCAUGAAGAUCCAGCUGCCGUACAAUGCGGUAACCGCAACCAAUGCUCUGCUCACUGCCGAACAAAAGCAAGAGAAACGCAGGGAGCUGGCCCACCGACUGCUGGAAAUCAAGAACCGUCGCGAACGUGAAAAGUUGCGAGAGGAUGAGCAGCAGUUGUUUGUCUACAACAAGCUGCGGCAACUGUAUGAGCAGCAGAAGCUGGAGAAGUUUGAGCGUGCCCUGCAGCAGCAACAGAUCGGUACGCUGGAGGACUUGGAUUCCCUUAUUGCUACCAUAAACUUGCGCAUCAAACGUGCCCAGGACAGGGCACAGAGUGCUCCGCGUCCCAGCAAGCAACAGGAGAAGCUGGACAAGAUGCCAAAGCCCCCAGAGGGCGUGUCCCAGGCGGACUGGCUGGCCGAGCUACAUGGCAAGCGACAGGAACUACUCGGACGUAAGCAGGCCCGCCAACAGCAACGAUCCGAACAGGCCAAGCGUCAUACUCAUGCCGCCCAGCAGCGGAUGCGCAUCAUCUCGUCGCUGGCCAAGAGCGAGAAGCGGCGCAAGGCCAACGGCGAGGAGGAGGAUGAUGGCUUUGGGAUGAACGACAACGACUGGGACGUGUACAAACGGAUAAAUCGCUACAACGAUGACAGCGAUUCCGAUGCGGAUAACGAGCAGUUGUUGGAGUUCGAGAAGAUCCUAAAUCACUAUGACGCCAACUUCGAUGAUGGCAACUCCAAUGCCCAGGCCCAGAGUGCCGCCGAGAACUACCAGCUGCACUUUGGCGUGGAGGACAUCCGCGUGCCGGAGAUCCUAUUCCAGCCCAGCAUGAUUGGCUGCCCGGAGGCGGGUCUAUCGGAACUAAUAGCGUUCGUGCUAAAGCUCUUUACCACCGAGGAGCAGCAGCGCCUGGUGGAGCACGUCUACCUGACCGGUGGGUGUGCCCAGUUUAGGGGCCUCAAAGAUCGCCUGGCCAAGGAGAUGCUGGAGAUGCGUCCGUUCCAGUCAAAGUUUUCAAUCUACGAGUCGGACGAACCCACUCUAAGCGCCUGGCUGGGCGCAUGUGUGCAUGCGGAAGAGCCUAACUUCGGCCAGUCGCUGACCACGCGUCAGGAUCACCAGGAGCACGGCAGCGAGUUUUUCCGGGAGCACAGGGCUAGCAAUCUCUUUUAUCCUACACCAAAAGAUUAACAUUUAUUUGAAACCAUCAUGAAAUAUAUAUAGACGCU
Messenger RNA from Drosophila elegans, 2089 nucleotides. It is a transcript of the gene Arp5, whose product is annotated as actin-related protein 5. Bases 96 to 2051 code for a protein of 651 amino acids. The transcript has 2 exons. Lineage: Eukaryota; Metazoa; Arthropoda; Insecta; Diptera; Drosophilidae. Gene Ontology annotation, biological process: regulation of DNA-templated transcription. Gene Ontology annotation, cellular component: Ino80 complex; cytoplasm. The record is from RefSeq and is a predicted model, not a curated record.